AGGCAGUCCAACACAAUGCAGCACUGAGGCGGCGGCGACGACGGCGAGAAUAACGCGCGGCUCCCGCUAGGAGGAAGAAGCGUCGGCGAAGACGACCCCAGGAGCCGGAGGCGCCUUUCCUCUUCCCCACCAUGCCAGCCGCCUUGUGAUCCUUGCUUAUUUCGGGCAGGAGGGAAGAAGCGCCUGCCCUCCCGACCGGAGCCAGCCAUGCCGCCUGCGACUUCUCUGCUCUCCUUGGCGCUUUGUGCCUUCGGGAUGCUCUUCGGGGCGGGCUCCAGCCGCGCAGGAGACGCCUCGUUGACAGAGAUGGAGCGAAGGGAUGGGAAUCGUUUCAUGGAGAGGCAAAAUAUCGUCCCUUUCCGGCUGAUCUAUAGCACGGACGGUGGCAACGAAACUCAACACGACGUGCUCAACACCCGCAUCGGGAGCAGCUUCGAUGGGCGGCAGUCCACCCAUAUUGCCCGAGCCAGCUUCCAGGUUGAUGCCUUUGGAUCUUCUUUCAUCCUGGAUGUAGAGUUAAACCAUGAUCUCCUGUCUUCAGAAUACCUUGAGAGGCACAUCGAACAUGGCGGGAAGAUGGCGGAAGUAAAAGGAGGGGAACAUUGUUAUUACCAAGGUCACAUCCGAGGGAAUCCAGAAUCAUUUGUUGCCCUGUCAACAUGCCAUGGACUUCAUGGCAUGUUCUGUGAUGGAAAUCACACGUAUCUUAUUGAGCCGGAAGAAAACUACACUUCACAGGAGGAAUUCCAUUUACACUCUGUUUACAAAUCCAGAUUAUUUGAAUUUCCUUUGGAUGACCUUCCAUCUGAAUUCUGGCACAUGAAUACCACAUCACCAAAAUUUGUUGUGAAACCAAGACAUAAAAGAAGAAAAAGGCAGGUCCGUCAGAGUCCAUAUAAAGCUGAAGAGGAAACAAAAUAUGUUGAGCUAAUGAUCGUAAAUGAUCAUCUAAUGCUGAAAAAGCACCGAUUAUCGGUAGGCCACACAAACAGCUUUGCAAAAUCAGUAGUGAACAUGGCCGAUUUAAUUUAUAAGGAACAACUCAACACCAGGAUAGUCUUGGUUGCCAUGGAGACCUGGGGUACUGAUAACAAGUUCACCAUAUCUGAAAACCCACUGGUGACUCUGCGUGAGUUUAUGAAAUAUAGGAGGGAUUUUAUCAAAGAGAAAAGUGAUGCAGUUCACCUUUUUUCGGGGAGUCAGUUUCAGAGCAGUCGCAGUGGGGCAGCCUACAUUGGUGGCAUUUGUUCGCUACUGAAAGGUGGUGGUGUAAAUGAAUUUGGGAAGCCAGAUUUAAUGUCAAUUACAUUGGCACAGUCUUUAGCACACAAUCUUGGCAUUUUCUCAGACAAAAGAAAAUUGCAGAGCGGUGAGUGUAAGUGUGAGGAUACAUGGUCUGGAUGCAUCAUGGGAGACACUGGCUAUUACCUUCCAACCAAGUUCUCCAAAUGCGAUAUCGAGGAGUAUAGUGAAUUCUUAAAAAAUGGAGGCGGAGCCUGCCUUUUCAACAAGCCUUCCAAGCUCCUUGAUCCUCCAGAAUGUGGCAAUGGUUUUGUUGAAGCUGGAGAAGAGUGUGAUUGUGGUACUCCAGCAGAAUGUCUUGCUGAAGGUGGAAAUUGCUGUAAUUCCUGCAGUCUAACUGCUAACUCUCAGUGCAGCAAUGGAAUUUGCUGUAGAAAAUGCCAGUUUGAAGCCAAAGGAGUUGUGUGCAGAGAAGCUGUGAAUGAUUGUGAUAUUCCAGAGAGGUGCACAGGAGAUUCUAAUCAGUGCUCUCCAAAUCUGCACAAAAUGGAUGGGUAUUCAUGUGAUAACAAACAGGGUAUUUGUUUUGGAGGACGAUGUAAAACAAGAGACAGGCAGUGUAAAUAUAUUUGGGGAGAAAAAGCGACGGCUGCUGAUGAAUACUGCUACGAGAGGCUGAAUAUAGAAGGAACUGAAAAAGGGAACUGUGGUCGAGAGAAGAAAACUUGGAUACAGUGCAAGAAUGAGGAUGUUCUUUGUGGAUAUCUUCUGUGCUCUAAUAUUGUCUCUAAUAUCCCAAGGCUUGGAGAACUUGACGGCGAGAUCACAUCAGUUUCUCUCCAACAUUUGGACAAGACCUUUAAUUGCAGCGGUGGUCACGUUAAACUAGACGAAGAUGCAGAUCUUGGCUAUGUGGAAGAUGUAACACCUUGUGGUCAGGACAAGAUAUGUUGGGAGCAUAGAUGCCUUUCUGUGGAUUCUUUUAACUUUAGCUCCUGUCCAGGAAGUGCAGAAGGCAAAAUUUGUUCAGGCAAUGGAGUUUGCAGUAAUGAAAUACAUUGUGUCUGUGAGCAGUUAUGGACAGGUGCAGACUGUGCUAAACGUCUCCCAGAACCAAACAUUGGUGGAGGUUUGCACAACCAAGGUGUCGCUAGCACAAAUAUUAUUAUAGGUGCCAUUGCUGGUACGAUUUUAGUGUUGGCUCUAAUUUUGGGCAUCACUGCAUGGGGUUACAAAAACUAUCGGAGACAGAGACAAAUCCCUCAGGGAGAUUAUGUAAAAAAGCCUGGUGAGGCCGACUCCUUUUAUAGCGACAUGCCGCCUGGAGUCAGCACAAACUCUGCAUCUAGUUCUAAGAAGAGGUCUGCUUUUCUGUCGCAUUUUCAGAUUUCUACCUGUUCCAUCACACAUUAUUCCAUUAGUCAGAACCUUUCAUUGUUUUGCAGCAGGUCAAACGGAUUAUCUCAUUCAUGGAGUGAAAGGAUCCAAGAUGCAAAGAAUCUUUCAGAUAUCUGUCAAAAUGGGCGACCAAGGAGUAACUCAUGGCAAGGUAAUAUAGGAGGCAACAGGAAGAAAGUCAAAGGGAAAAGAUUUCGGCCACGGUCGAAUUCAACUGAGUAUUUAAACCCAUGGUUCAAAAGAGAAUAUAAUGUAGCUAAGUGGGUAGAAGAUGUGAAUAAAAACACUGAAGGACCCUGCUUUAGGACCCUUUCCCCUGCAAAGUCACCAUCAUCAUCUACUGGCUCCAUCGCCUCCAGCAGAAAAUACCCAUACCCAAUGCCUCCACUUCCUGAUGAGGAGAAAAAGGCCAACAGAGCAAGUGCCAGGCUAUGGGAGACUUCCAUUUAGUCUCACUGUCUACCUGAGCAGAUACUAGAACUGUUUACUUCAGAUUUUAUACAAACUCAGCAUCACUGGGUCGUUAAAUAUUCAUCUGCCAAGUGGACAAUUUGAAGGAGCAGAGAUGCUGAUCGGCAUGGAGCGAACAAGUUAUCUGAUGAAGGAAAAGUCCAUUUUCUGCAGCUGAUGAGGAUUUUGUUAAUUACAAGUAAAGAACAACCAAACCAUUAAAAUACUCCCUUAACCUGGGAUACAUGGAACUGAAUACAAAGAUUAUUCCGCAUGAUGACAGAUAAUAUGUAGACACUCUGAUAAAGCUAAUUGGAGUCCCAAAUGCGUUUUUUUCCUCUGGUCUAACAUAAUCCAAAAUAACUUUUGAAAAAAAGAAUUCAGAAUUUGGUAUAUAAACAUUUAUGCUGUCUGCAUGGACCCCUCUCUUCACCACUUUCCAUGUGUAAGGGACUAGUCAUUAUACUGUAGUAAAACUAGCAUGCAGGAAUAAGAAUUUUUUUUCCCACAAAUGGGAUCUGAAGAGGCAAACAUUAUGACAUAAGCAGCCAACGACAAAAAAUACUCUCUUUUUUUACCUUGGUGAUUAUAUUCUCAUUAGAAACUCAUAUGUGUGUAAAAAGUUGUAAAAUAUCAACACUGCAGUUAUAUAACUUUCUUUUCUUUUUUUUUUGCUUGAAGAACACUCAUGAGUGAACAUUACAUGUCAAAGAAUCUAAGGGCCAAAGGAGACGGUGACAUGGGAGAUCCAUGAAGAGGAAAGGGCCAUAAUUUGGUGGGAGAGCACAUGGUUUGCAUGCAAAAGGUUCCAGGUUCAGUCUUUGGAAUCAUCUCCAGGAAAAGUCUCCUGUCAAUACUAAGCUAGAUAGACCAAUGGACUGACUCGGAAUAAAACAGCUUCAUAUUUAUUUAUUUUUUUAAGUUUAAUAGCAGCUACAAGAAGGAAGGAUUAUUCAGAUUAAGACUACAGUGUUGGGGAGGGGUUUUUGUAAAGCUUUCCCCACAUGCUAUUUUACCCUCGAAAAUCACCCCACUCCAGCUGUAAUGCAAGAGAUCAGAUGCUAACCGGAAGAGUCUAGAAGGCCUUCCAGCAGCCAUGGAAAAAGUAGUGGUUCAGUGCAAAACAUUUUCUUCUUCUCAGUGAAACCGGCAGGACUUUAAUGGAGCCUUUAAAAAAACAGCAACAACUUGGCAAUCUGGGACCACAACAGUUAAUGUGAUGAUGGUCAGAAUGGCACAUUUGCUGUAUAUACUAAACACCCAUUUUCUGACAUUCAGCUAUCCGGAGUUCCCAUGUUAUUUGGCUUCAUCAUUUAUCCUACAUCCUGAUAUAAUACUUGUAAAUGGUAUAUCUCUUGGCCAAAUAAGAGCCAUUAUUUGAAUGAUUUGAUUAAAUUACCAGAGGUCAUUCAUCUAAGUGGAGUUGCAUUAAUACUUGCUACGGAGUAAUCUCUGUUUCUGCUUAGGUAGGUCAAGCAGAACUCUGUGCACUAUGCAUCAUCAGUGUACUGUAUUAUUAUUGACUAUACAGUGAUGGAUGUUCAUGAGCUGAUAUGGAUGGAGUGGGUGAUUCAUUAAGAAAGACUUUGCAGAGUAGUUGUUGUUUGUUUGUCUUUUUCAACAUAGGGAAUGUUGUGAAGGUAACCUAACAUUGCCAGUACACAUUCUUAUACAGGAGCCAUUAUUCUGACAUAGUACACGGGUAUGGAAUAAAAUUGUGGUUAUCCAGACAUUGGACUACAAUUCCCUUCAGCCCCAACCAGUCUGGCUAAUCACCAAGGAUGAUUGGAGUUAUAGUCCAGCAACAUCUGGAAAGCCACAAGUUCCCCACCCCUGGUCCAUUAUCUGUGACAUAAAAUUGCAUGCCCUAUGAUGGUUGUAUGCAAAAGGAAAGGGAGAAAAAUCUUCAAAGUCAUUUAGAAAAUAAUGUUUUUGUCCUUUUUUUGGAAAAAUUAACAAUAUGUUCCAGUCAAACUCAAGUAGUCCUCUUGCGAAUUGCAUUCCAAAAUAACUGAGGUAAAAUGAUAAAAUGGGACAAGCACCUUAUUGUAACUUUGUGGUAGAAGGUUCUCUUCCUGAGGGAUGUAUUAGGCAAGAUUUUUUAUAUGAUGCUUUGUAGUAUCAGAAGUUGCAAUGCAGGCAUGCUGGAGGCAGAGGCAUUUAAUUUUGAUACUCAUCUUUGGGGAUUCCAACAUGUUUUUUCCUAGCAGCAGCAAAGGAAGAGAUUUGGGGAAAAUGUGGCCUUGCAGUGCCCAUGGUAACAUUAUACCCACCUGCAUGGCAAGGUUUUAAGGGAUCUGCCUCAAUUAAAAGCAUUCUUAGGAAAAUAGCAGCAUCUAAUCUUUUGACAGUAUUUGAAUGGAAACAUCAUCUAAAUUUCUGAAUCUUCUACCUCUUUCACAUGAUUCCUUGGUAGGUACGUUGCCAUGUGUGGCCUUCCUUCAUAUAACUCAGGGAUAGAGCACCAGUGGCCCUCCAGAUGUUGUUGGACUCCAGUUCCAUCAGCCCCAUCCAGCAUGGUCAGGGUGAUGGGAGCUGUAGUCCAACAACAUCUGGAGGGCCACAGGUUUCCCCUCCCUGAUGUAACUGGACAUUUUAAGAAAUUCCACUUAGUUGAGACUGUUGGUUCUAUGAGAAUAUAAAGUUGAAGUAUAUUUAAAGAUGUAUCCAAUUGUAAAAUAUGUAAGACUUUAAAAGUAUUAUAUUUAUAAGUCUUCGCCAGUUAUAUUUCUACAAUACUGGCCUUGUAGUCAUAAAGAUCCCUAUAAGAGACAUAAUGUUUUGGUAAGUAUUUUGAUUUGUAAUAGAUAAGAAAGGAAGAUGAUAAGGAGCAAGUUCCCACCUGAGAAAACGUCUAAGGGAUUGUAGAGUAUAUAUAAAAGUCUAAUUUUGCAAUAUAUGUCAGCCGGAGGAUGAACGCUAAGUUAUCUUUUUGUUUUGUUUUGAUAGAACCCCAUGCAGCAUCUUUAAAAAAUGCUGUUCUUCAUCCUCCUUCAUUCAUCUAUAAUUUUCAGGUUAUUAAGAAGAGUUAAUUUUGUUUUGGGCAGACAGAGCUGAAUGUGAUGUAGUGGGAGCUGAGGCAACUUCAAAACAUUCAUUGAGAAUACAUCUUACUCUGCAGUUAAUGCCAUACAUUGUUAUCUACCAUUGUAUGAUCUCUACUAAUAUUUGUAAAUAUUCACACACCUAAUAAUCUUAAUGUAAAGUUAAAAUAUAAUUUUAAUAAAUUUUGGCUUUUACUUCCAUGGUCUAGUGCAGGAUUUCUCAGCUCACAAAAUUUGGAUUGCCUUGGUGUGGGUCAUGAAUGCUGAUCAGGAGGAAGUGGUGAGUAAGUCUGGGCCAAGAAAGUUAGCUAAUGGGUUUUGAGGCCUGAAGGACAGAGAAGGUCAGAUGCUAAGAGACAUGUUGUCUCUAGUUAUUCCAUACGUUUGAUACAUGUGGACAGGUCCUGGACAUCUGUUUGAUUUUAAGCCAUAUGUACAUGAAAAGUGAGAGCAUGACUGCUUCUAGAAACACCUCUGUCAAACUGUGUUUGAGCAUAGGUAGAGGCAAUGGAAGGUUCCUCACAAUAUUCUUUCUUUCUCAGGAUAAACAAGCUUGUCUCCUUUCUGUAGAGACUUCCAAUGAAAGGUGUCUUAGCAAGAUGUGACUGACAUGAGUAUCGACUCCAUGGUCUUGCUCCUAGGAGCUACGGCACCAGCAAAUGAAAUAGAAAGGUAGAAGGAAAUAAACCUGUGGCCCUCCAGAUGUCAUUGGAUGCUCAACUCCCAUCAGCCCUAGUCAGAAUGGCCAAUGGUCAGGGAUGAUAGAAACUAAUCCAACAACAGCUAGAGGGCCACAGGUUCCUCAGCUCUGGAAUAAGAAGUGUGGUAUUUGUGAGCUUCCCCAGGACAUUGCCCCAGCAAAGAGCCAUGAACUAUAGCUGGGUCAUAGUCAAAGCCAUUUUGCCGCUUUUUAUUAUAGGCGUCACAGUGCCACAGAGAAGCCACCCCAACUCUAAUGAGAUUUCACUAAGCAUGUGAUGAAGUCUCAUGAGACUUGGCCAGACAAGACUUAGACCUCUUCCUAUCCAGUCCAGCCUCAGUCCAUGUACAGCAACUACUUGGUCUGAUACUUCAUCUACUAGCGAACUAGCCAGAGGCCAGUGGCCAUGGGGGUCCAUCUAUGGCUGGUCAGCUGCCAGUACUUGCUUUCUCUCUUGUCUGAAGUGUGGUGGCUGCUACAACUCAAACAAAAGAGAAAGGAACCCACCAGUGAUGCCCCAUGGCUUGACAGCAAAGGGGGGCAGGGAAGGCAGACACCCCUAUCAAUCCGCCACGUGAGACAAGUGGCUCAAUGUGCGUCAUAGCAGGGCAGGCCCUCAGCACAGCAGUAGUAUGCAAAGCCUUUACAUGCAAAGGAACAGGCAGAUAGAGGGCAGUGGAGGGCAUGUGACUGAAGAAAUCCUCAAUACCUGUCAGCCACUGCAAGCAGUAGUAUGCGAAGCCUUUAUACAGGAAGGAAAUGGGCAGCUAAAAGGCAAUGGAUGGGAAUGAACCUGGCAGGCAUCAGCGCAGAUCUAUCCCAUAGGAUGCUUCUGUAAUUACAAGUCAUCUGAACCAUUACAGCUGCACUUGAUCUUAUACAAUCAGGAAAUCAGACCCAGGCCAACCCAACUUUUGUUUUUGUUUUGUCUUCUUUAAAAAUGUGUUUAUUUUGUAAACAUGCAGCAAGAUAGCAGUAUGGAAGUAAGUGAGGACAAAGGUCAUUCCCGAGUUUUGCUGAAACUGCAACCCACACCUGCUGGCUUAGGGAUUGUUUUAGGUAUAUGAAAAUAAGUGAUAGAAGCACACUAAAUAGAUGCCUGGAUCUGGCAUCGUAAAAUAGUGAAAACUUUGAAUUGUAUUAAACUAACUCCUACUCAGAGUACACCCACUGAAAUUACUCUCAUCUGUUAUUUUCAAUGGAUCUACUAUGAGUAGGACAAUAAAAACCUAUUAAAAGUAGCUAAUGUGUCCUAACCUUAACUUGUCCUGUCUUGCAUUUCCUGUGUACAAAAUCCACUUCUAAAGAUGGGUUCACAAAACAACAAGCAAACAAUGUAAGGAAUCCAUGACACAUUUCUUUUUAUCGCUCUUCCCCCCCUCCCUCCUAUCAUACUUACAUGAAAUGCUGCUAAUCAUUCAAUUUCACUCAAAUGUCUUCAUUUUCAAAUGAGGUGACCUAGUUGGGGGGAGGGGGAGUUAAUUUGCUUAAUUUGGAGAUUGAAAACUUUCCUUAAACAUGCAUAAGUGCCAAAGAAACUAAUUUGGUCAUUUGGACAUGACUUCCAAUAUUUUCAAUAUUAUGUCCUUCAUAAGUGUUACUGCUAACUUUAGUUUAGUUUUUGCUUUGGACUCUGGCACACAAAUAAAUAAAUAAUGGCAAGAUGCCUUAUUGUCCUACUCUGCUGCAGCUGAGUUUAAACGAGCUCAUUUCAUGUGUGCAGGGGAGCAUCAAGGUUUGAGAUAGGCAGAUGUGCAAAUGGAAACUGCCUACAGUGUAAAUUUUAAUCAGGAUCUAUCAUGGCAGUCUGGGCAGUUAUCCAUGUUACUCUGUUAAAAAAUUGCAUUUUCUUUCUAUUUUACGGCUGCCAUCUUUGGUUGUUCCACAGUUGUCCUUCAGAGAAUGUCUAUAGGAUAACAUACCAAUAUCAAUAUAUCACCUAUUUGUGAGAGGCCUCUGUUUGCCAGUGAUCUCUAGGUAACUUACAUAUUUCCAGUUGUGCUGAGAGCUGUCGUAAAUGGUUGUAUGUAUGUUUGUUCUGCAGGGAAGCUAUGUAAGCACUGUAAACCCUUACAUCAGAGUUGGGGAACCUAUGGCCGUCCAGAUGUUCUUGGAGUCCCAACUCACAUCAGGUCCAGACAGCACGGAUAACUAUCAGGGAUGAUGGACGCUGUAGUCCAGCAACAUUUGGAGGGCCACAAGUUUCCCCAUCCUUGCCUUGCAUACAUGCAUACAACAUGUAAAAAUGUUGUCUGUUCCAUAGACAGAAUUAAUUGUAGAGCAGAGAGGGGGACCCCUUGCCCUCCAGAUGUUAUUGGACUUCAGCUCCUAUCAUCCCCUGCCCAAAUGACUAAGGCACUGGAGGCUGGCCCAUUAGGGCUAGUGGGGCACUGCCCCACCAACCUCACUGUGCCCUCAACCAGCCUGCAUCUGCCUGCCUUCUUUCUUAUAACCAAUCCAGAGAAUGGCUCUGGCUCUUGCCCUCCUCCUCCUUCUCCCUCCAACUAGUCUCACUGUUGCUCUUGCAGAACUGAAUAUAAAGCUAUAACUGGCUCAGCCUUUCAUUGGCUCUGGCCACCAUUGGCUUUGGCUGUUAGUCUCCCUGCUUUCCGCCCCACCAGUCCCAGUGGGCAGCAGCCACCGCUGGACUAAGGGUCAGGAAUGAUGAGGGGUGUAGUCCAACGAGGGCCACACGUUCCCAUCCUUGUUCUAGGGAAAUCUUUGUGGUAGGAGCAACUCUUAAGUAGCUGCCCCUGUUGAAACCUCUACAGAGAAAGCCUUUGCACGUUUAUCCAGAAGUAAGUCUCAUUGUAUGUACUGGGACUUGCUCCCAGGUAAGUGAGCAGUGGUUUGCAGUCUUAGACUGUCUGUGUAAACACAGCAAUAGUGUGGUGGUUGCUGCCAUUUCUAAAACCAACACACUAAAAUCCAAGGAAAGGGUCAACCAGCAUUUGGGAAAUAAUAUGUUCCUUUUCAGCUGGGCCACAACCACAGACCUACAUUUUUUAUUUUUUUAAAAAAGACUACUUACUGAAACUCUUUCAGAACAUAGUAAUAGCAUCUUAACUUUGAAAGCAGAAGGAAUAUUUUCCCAUCAUUUUUCUUUUUAACGUAUUCAUAAUUGUUAUUAAAGUAGUUUUAUGGGUGGAAUCCAACUAUGUUCUACUUAAAGCAGAUCUAGACCACAUUCACACCAGACAUUUAUUCCACUAUUAUUCCACUUUAAACAGUCAUGGCUUCCCCCAAAGAAUCCUGGGAAGUGUAGAUCAUGAGGGGUGCUGAGAGUUGUUAGGAGACACCUCCCCUUCCCCUCACAGAGCUGCAAUAGUCAAGAGUUCUCUGGGAAGAGGGAUUGUAGCUCUGUGAGGGGAAUAGGGAGUCUCCUAACAACUCUCAACAACUCCCAGGAUACUGUGGGAAAAGCCAUGACUGUUUAAAGUGGAAUAGAUGCCUGGUGUGCAUGUGGCGCUGUUGAAAUUAAUGAAUCUAAGUUAAUUAUGUUGAUUAAUAGGUCUAUUCUGAAUAGAACAAACAUUGGCUACAACCUUACUUUUUGUGUGGAAAUAACUAGGGAUAGACAAUGUGGCUUUUUUGUGUUGUGUUUUAAACUAGAUCUUUAAUAUCGUAGCAGAUAUAGGUCUAGUCUUCAGUGCUAAUGAAGUGUGGUUCUUGAAACCAGUAAGAAACCCUGCCCACUUGAGCAUCUGUCGCUUUUGGAAAUUAAAGACUAUAGAAAAAUCAAAGGGAAAUAACCCAAGCAAGCAACCAAAUGGAAGAAUUUGAUGCGGGAUGGUGCAAUGGCAGGAUACACUGCAUCAGUUUGACAAUCAGGCUGGUAGAAGAUGGCACAGUAGAAAUCUAGUCAACAGACUUAGGCAGAGCAAUUUGGUGAGGGAGCGAGCAUCUCAGUGGCAAUAGAACCUCCAGAUCCUGAGUCCUCUUGGUCUCCCUCCAGCCGGAAUGGAAACUGUAAUGGACGCUGGAUGAAAAAGCACACCAGUUCCAGGGCUGGUAUACUGCCCUCUCAUCCUAAGAACAUGUUGGGGUAAUGGGAGAUCUGUCCCUGGUAUGUCCAACCCCUUUUGUCUUCUCCACUGGAGCACUGCCAAGAGGCAAUGGCAGAGGUCGUUUCCGCAGUGGCUGGGAGGGGGUUUCCACCUAUGAAGAGGGUGAUCUCCAGUGAUCCCACCUGGGAUAUCCUCCUAAGGACCCUAAGGUUGUCUGCCAUUCUACUUUGAGUUGCAUGUAAAGGAAAGUCAAGUUUUAAAUCCUUCCAGUCUUACAAUGGGCACAUUUUUUUUUUUAAGCCGGCGAGGCCUUAAGACCUUACAUAUUCCAGUUUAGCAAAGUAUAUUUUUACAACCAGUGUAGAAACACUUGUAAAUAUGCUUAACUGCCCUUUGAAUAUAGUGGUGCUAGUUGUGAACUAUAAAAUAUCAUGAGUUGUAAUUCUGUAAAUACUAUGACACCAUAUAUUGGUAUAAAGAUGCGGCCCAAUUUGCCUGUGUUAAGAAUCUGUGUUGUAUUUGCUAGGGCAUACAGCGUGGUGCGUAUUAAACGGUAAAUCUUUGCACAAUCUUUCAGCAACAAUAUACCACUGUAUUAUUUAGCUACUAGCCACAGUCCCAGCAUAAUUUAAUGUGCUUUAAGUGCCAUUAAUUAUCAGUGGAACUUAAACCCCACCUAACUUGGGGUGGCUAACUUUUUAUUAUAAUUGUUGCAAUGCUUUUCAAGUAGCAGUUAUGACCUAACAACAUCUAAAAUCUACUGCUGAAACAUUUUCUAUGAUGGCCUAACUUUAACAAUGACUUUGGUGUGCUAGCUGUCCAAUGGCUGAGGUUUUGCUGUAUUGUGUUUGUGUUGUGGAUAACAAACAACUGUAUUCACCAUUGGAGACUGAAUCAUGUGGCAUUUUGUAAUAGUUUUGCUAUAUGGAACGCUCUCAAUCCUUCCCCUGCUGAAACAUCUAGUUUUCAAAAAUGCUAAUCCAAAACCCUGCCCGUUAUAUUAUUGCAACUUUGAAUGCAACUUUACUUUCAAAAGCAUCAAAAUUCAUGAAGCAAGCUUUCCUGUAACUGAAUGCUUUUUUUAACAUAUAAAAUUGUAACUUGGGGAUUUCAA
Molecule: messenger RNA, 11955 nt
Organism: Rhineura floridana
Lineage: Eukaryota; Metazoa; Chordata; Lepidosauria; Squamata; Rhineuridae
Gene: ADAM22
Product: ADAM metallopeptidase domain 22
Exons: 32
Coding region: 208-3090 (960 amino acids)
Biological process (GO): proteolysis
Cellular component (GO): postsynaptic density membrane
Molecular function (GO): metalloendopeptidase activity
Source: RefSeq, a predicted model, not a curated record